Messenger RNA from Boleophthalmus pectinirostris (great blue-spotted mudskipper), 2637 nucleotides. It is a transcript of the gene ascc2, whose product is annotated as activating signal cointegrator 1 complex subunit 2. Gene Ontology annotation, molecular function: ubiquitin binding. The record is from RefSeq and is a predicted model, not a curated record. NCBI's taxonomy places the organism in Eukaryota, Metazoa, Chordata, Actinopteri, Gobiiformes, Gobiidae. Gene Ontology annotation, biological process: regulation of DNA-templated transcription.
CACCGUCCACUAGAGGCGUAAAGUUUAUUUUUUUAAUUGUAUUGUACUUCCGUGAAAACAAGGGUCUACUUCCUGUUUUUACGUCUACGCAGUGAGACUCACAACUGAAGGUGAGACACACAGCUGAAGGGGGGCAUGGCAGGUUUCCCCGUACCACUAGACGUGCAGCAGGUGACAGAGUUUGACAGCUCAGGUCUGGAACGCACACUGCCCGCUUUGCAUCCCAAGAGGAUAGCUGAGCGUCUCUUUCUGCCUUACACCCCCCCACCAACAGAGGGCUCUGUGGCUGAAUUAGAGCAAUUCCUGGAGCAGGCCCGUUUCAUUACUGAAGAUCUGGAGUGGCUGCUGGCCCUGUCUCAUGACCUCUUCUGGUGUCAGGUGGUGUUUGAUGAGUCCUUGCAGAGAUGUCUGGAUUCGUACUUGCAGCUAGCCCCUCGUGGUUCAGAUGUACCUGGCCUCCCCUCGUCUCCUGCCCUGGCAGAGGUCCAGAGUGCUCUCCACAGAGCAGUCUUCAUGACCUUUCUCAGAAUGGCCACUUACAAAGAGUCAAAGGAACACUUUCUCACUUCAUCUGCCUUUAAGGAAAUAAUUUAUGACAACUUUCUGUUUGACAUUCCAAAGAUCAUGGAUCUGUGUGUUCUCUUUGGAAAGGGAAACAGCCACCUUCUGCACAAAAUGAUUGAGAACAUCUUCACCCAGCAGCCAUCCUAUUACAAUGACCUGGAAGAAGCAAUGCCCACUGUGUCACAGGUGUUUGAGAGCAUCCUGGAGCGUUGUGGUCUGCAGAGGGAAAGCGCUGCAGCCGUGGAGCCCAUGAAGCUGAGUGCACACAGAGGGCCAGACCUCUCCAGCAUGGACCAGCAGGAGUUGUCUGACCUGCUUCUGUACCUCUGUGACUCAACCAGCACCAUCUACGCCUUCCUGGAGAUCUUCCCACAGGCCUGCUCCAGCUUCUACUCCCAUGGCUUCCUCAGCAGGCUGAGCUCCUUCUAUGAAAGUGCUGUGCCCGAACUGGAAAAGGCAGCAAGGAAAACAACAUUUGAUGACAAAGGGUUGCAGAUGGAGCUGUGGCUGCGACUGUCCCACUCGUGCCGGAGAAUGGUGGACACAGUUCACCUGCUGCUGCACCACACCUGUCUCCAGCCCAUUCUGGAAGGGGGAGACAACAUACAGAAGUGUGCAGAAGAGCUCCUCCACAAUUUCACCUCAUUUUUACCCGAGAAAAGGUUUUUGUGUGACUACAAUGAGCAGUUCCCCAUUGUCGAUGAUAUCAGCCUCCUGCAGCAAGCCCUUCCUCUCAUUGAUGAAACAAGGACAUCAUACCUGCUUCAGGGUGUACAAAGUGCUGUGGAUAGUGUAGGGACAAGAAGACCGGAGGCCCCAGCCCAAAAGAGGGAGGACAACCUAUGGACACUCACCCAACAAUCACAAAAAGCCCUAGGACAACCAGGGGAACAACCAAGACAACAAGAAGGGGGGCAGCCAGCAGCACAGAACUCAGAAGGGCCCCAAAGGAAACAUGUGUGUCCACUGAGCACGGCAGAGGUGGACUCGCUGCUCUCCACUGUCAGAGAUCUGCUGCCUGAUCUGGGGGAGGGCUUCCUACUGGCCUGCCUAGAAGAAUACGACUACAACUCUGAAGUAGUGAUCAACAACAUCCUAGAGGAACGUCUUAGCCCCAGUCUGAGCUCGCUGGACCGCUCCAUGCCGAGAGCUCCCUCAGACCCACUGCCAGAGGUCCUUGACCACAGGUCCAAUGUGUUCGACGAUGAUGAAUUUGACAUAUUCCGACGAAACGAGGUGGAUAUGUCUCGCAUCUGGAAGGGCAGAAGAAAAGCAGAAAGCGCCAAAGAACUGCUGAAUGACAAGCGGCACAUAGCGGAUCAGAGGGAACGGUACCGGUCCUAUGACACAGUGGUGGAUGUGGUGAGCCCGGAGCCUGGAGACAGUCUGGUCUAUGAGGACGAGUACGACGACACCUAUGACAUGAACCAAGUUGGGGCCAACGAUCUGGAUCAGGACAGCCUGCUCAAAUGGAGACCAUUCACCAUGCCCCAGAUCCUCCGUCAGGGACACAAAGCCGAGGAGGAGGAGAGUGAGGAAGAUGCUGAGGACGAGCAAGGACACAGUCAGAACAAUGUACAGGGUGACCAGUUUGUGCAGGAUCCGGCAGUACUGCGAGAGAGAGCUGAGGCUCGGAGAGCCGCCAUGCAGCAGAGGAGAGGGUACAGACAAGAGCGACCCAGCCAUGUGGUGGGACAGCUCAGAGGGCAGGGGCAGAGCCUGGAGACAGUGCUGGACCGCCGCAAGAAAGAGGCCAAUAAAAGCCGCGGAGCCAACCACAACCGCCGCAUGCUGGCAGACCGCAAGAAGAACAAGGGCAUGAUCCCCAUGUGAGCCCUGGGCUCUGGGACUCCAGGGCUUAUGGCAGUGUCACCACUCAAGCAAACCAACAGAGCUCUGGCAAUUGUUGAGCUUGUGGUCAAAGGACUAGCACAUUCAGCACAUGUUUAAAAAUGGUCAUAAUAAACUAAAUUGUAUUUAACAAUAAAAUGAAAUGCAUGUUGUCAAAUCACUGCUGCACUUAUAGGCUUGGGUUGCACCACUAGGGCUUGAUUAAAGUACAUCUCGUUUUCA